Durio zibethinus is the source of this 1620-nucleotide messenger RNA. The record is from RefSeq and is a predicted model, not a curated record. NCBI's taxonomy places the organism in Eukaryota, Viridiplantae, Streptophyta, Magnoliopsida, Malvales, Malvaceae.
AUGGCUUUGGCCUUAACAUUGGCAUUGCCAAGGUAUAUCGUCCUCAAAUCCAAUGACAAGAUCGAUUACUUGGGCUACAUCCAUGAUGAUGGGGAGUCUAAUGGGUAUAUCCGGUUCAUGGAAACCCAGGCUGUGAGUCCAUAUGCAAGAUUCGAAGUGGAGACUGCUAGCACUAAUGGCUUGGUGCACAUAAGGAGCUGUCAAAACAAUAAAUAUUGGGUACGAACCAAAAAUCUUUCAAUCACUGGAAAUCCAGCGGAGCAAUACUGGAUUACUGCAACCGCCGUCAAGCCGGAGGAAGACCAAUCCAAGGAGUCGUGCACGUUGUUCAAGCCUAUCUCUGUAGACCCUGCAACAAAUGCGGUUCGAAUUAUGGACGUCCAAUCAGGAUGCUAUUUAUGCUUAUGGCGGUUUAACAAUCAAAAAUUUGCUCGCUGCGUGUUGGCAAAUUACAAAGUCUAUGAUCAUAAUAGCCUCGACAUCUUCACAAUUAUUGAUUGGCAGUCGUUGGUGAUUCUCCCUAGGUACGUAGCAUUCAAAGGAGAUAAUGAUCAGUAUCUGUGUCUUCGUCAGAUCCAGGGUUACCCAUAUUUGCAGUUUUCAACUAAUGAUAUUGGUGAUUCAUCCGUGCCAUGCGAGGUUUUCAACACUAAUGAUGGAGACGUCCGCAUCAAGACCAUUUCUUCCGAUAAAUUUUGGAGGCGCAGCCCAAAUUGGAUUUGGGCGGAUUCUAAUGACGUCAGCAGUAACAACAAGGACACCUUGUUUCGCCCCGUCAUAGUUAACAAUACGACAAUUGGUCUUCUUAACUUGGGCAACAAUAAUUUCUGCAAGCGCCUCACAACCGAGGGAAAGACGAACUGCCUUAAUGCAGCCGUCCCCAGUGUGACCAAAGAGGCCCAGCUAACGGUGGAGGAGCCUGUCUUGACAAGGGACAUUUAUAAUGUCAAAUAUGAUCUUGAUAAUUCUAGGGUCUACGACGAAAGAGUCCUCCUUGUUGCCAAGAAUUCUGCAGAUAACUAUACCCAGCAAUCUAGCACUUUAGACGUGAAACUUUCCUACACAGAUACCAAGACUAGUUCGUGGAAGACUAUGUUUUCGCUAAAGUUAGGUAUGAAAACCACCUUCGACGUCGGCCUUCCACUCAUUUUUGAGGGAAAAGUUGAAUUAUCCGGUGAAGUUCAAUCAACUACCGAGUGGGGAGAGACCACGACAUCAACCUCUGUUGUGGAAGUUGUCCACAAAGUUACUGUGCCUCCAAUGACUAAGGUGACGGUACAUCUAAUUGCAACAAAUGGUAAGUGUGAUGUUCCCUUCACAUUCAUGCAAAGAGACACUCUUUAUAAUGGAGCCACUGUUACGACUGAAGUGCAAGGCGGCACCUUCACUGUUUUAUCAUCAUUUGUUUGGUUUGAUUAUCUCGUGAAUUCUUUGAUAUUUACUGGUGCAGGCUGUUUCUUGACUGAUAAUAUUAAGGCUUUUUUUAUGAGCACGAGCCCCCACUCCCCCCUCGUUCGGUGUCUUUGCUCUGGAGAUGCAACGCAGGUCAGCCCCUACUUGGAAGAGAUUGAGUUGGUGGUUCAGAAAGGACUGAUUCCUUGGAAACAGAGUCUCUAUUGA